Molecule: messenger RNA, 3350 nt
Organism: Mercenaria mercenaria
Lineage: Eukaryota; Metazoa; Mollusca; Bivalvia; Venerida; Veneridae
Exons: 9
Coding region: 835-2415 (526 amino acids)
Biological process (GO): signal transduction
Molecular function (GO): protein binding
Source: RefSeq, a predicted model, not a curated record
UACGUUACCCAGGUUCUAAUUUUAGGUUCUUUGGAUAACACAGGGAUUUCUCCGAAAAGAAUAGAUAGUACUAUUGGAAAGGUUCCGACAAUUGAAUGUUUAUUUGGAACAAAUGAAAAGAAAAAAGAUCAUCGCGGAUCUACACCGAACACUGUGGACGUGCAUGUUGACGGAAGCUCCACAGAUAGGUACACGACAGGUUCUUUGGAAAACAUAAGGAGUUCUUUUGAAAGCAUAAAUAGCAACGUUGGUAAGGUUCCGGCAAUUGAAUGUUUAUUUGGGGAAAACUACGAGAAGAAAGAUUCUCGAGGAUUUACACCGAACAUUGUGGACGUGCAUGUUGACGGGAGCUUCCCAGAUAGGUACACAACAGAUAAAAGUCAAGUUAGUAAAACUGAAGAUGUAUCAAAAGGAAACACUAAUAAACUCGCCACAGAAAGUAAACUUAUAGCCGUUAUAUCACCGGUCCAAGGGGCGGUUGCAAACAAAUGUCAUUCUGUGGAAGGCAAUUUCUACGGAGGACAGCAACUGACACGAGAACGUCUUCAGCUUUCUGGAGGCAGUGAAAAUACACCAAAAGAGGAAAAAAAUAACAAAGGACCGACCAACAACGUGACAUCACCGUCACAUGCUGAGAAUCGAAUUGUUCAUGUGAAGGAACCAGCCGAGUCUGAUGAAAAGGGUGCUGCAAAUACUGAAAUCGACUGGAUAAAAUUAUUUAGAGACAUAGUGCCGCACCUACCAAUAGACGACUGUUCCUGGACGUUUUUUGCGAUAGACCUUUUACAUAUUAGCCAUGAACAAUGUGGUUUACCAAAAAAUGUCAGUAAUGAGAUGAACAAAAUAAAACAGAACAACAAACGGCUAGACCUUGCUUAUCUCGAAUUGCUGAAUAUCUGGUACAGCAUGAUGGGUAGUGAAGCGAGUUUAGAACAUAUUGAAAGUGCAUUAAAGAGAUUGGACAACAAGGUCAUUAUGGAAGAAUUCGAACGAAUCAAAGACAAUCCUCCUACAAGAAAAAUAUUUGCCCAGAAAACGGAGACAUCAUUAAUGCCAAGGAGAAAAAAUGAACAAUUUCCACUAGCCCAACGUCCAUUAUUCGUUUAUGCCCAACAUGAAAGUACACAUGAAAUAGCGGAGACACACGACCUUCUUUCUCACACAGAGGAUGGACACUUUGUCCAAUUAACAAACUUUAGCGCUACAUCUCAAACACAGACGUCCCAAUCUUUUCUAUCAGACCCAUCAAGACUAGUGCGGCAAAAAGUGCAACAGCGCAGCAAGGAAAAGUAUUACGACAAUGAUCCAUAUCAUAAGGUUAGAUGGCGAGGUUCCAAAAAUAAAAAGAGAUCUUCACGAAGGAAAUCAAAAAUGAAAAAGAAGCUUAAAAUGGCUGAAGAAAUGAGAAAAUUGGAGUCAGAGAACUCUUCUCUUAAAAAUGAAAAUAUCACACUUAUUAAAACAAUCUUACCGUUUGACAAGAUUCGUUUGAGUCGGCAGCAAUAUAACACAUUCGUUGACUAUACUGUAAAUAAAAUAAUGGAGCACAACCACGUUUCAAGAAAGACUGUGCUGUCAAUAACGUAUGAAGCGUACACUGAAAUAGCUGAGACGAAAAAUGGCGGAAGAUAUAUACUUUAUAGUGGGAGUCCAAACUUAAAUUUGGAUAAGGAUCAAUAUGAUGACCUAGUGUUUUAUGUGAAAUUUGCAAGGACUAGAGUACUGAAUGAAAUAGAAGAACUCCAAGGUAAUGGCGAUACUCUGUUCCUAUUUAUCACAUAUGAUGGAAAAUCAGCCCUUGAACUGUACCAGAGGCAAUCGCGUUUGAAGAAAAGAAGAAAUCUGUUAAAUUCGUUUGAACCAGAUUAUUGCUCUUGUAGUAGUGGAAGUUCAUCUUCAGAGACAGAAAGCAGUGGCGUUCAUGAUAUUGAAACAGGAGAAGGUCUUAAAAGCCAAAUACAUACAAGCUCAGCCUCUUCUUCCAUGUAUGAUAAUCGUGUAAACGACUUUUGUGUGGAAACUUACAACUUACCAGCGAUAUCCGAGAACAAUAAAUCCCUCAAAAAUAAACACACUGUGUCCACACAUCAAAAUGAGUCAUAUUCUGCAACAAUUUAUAGCCGACGAAGACGUAAUGAGGAGAUUGAGGAAAAUCACGACUGCAACGAUAACGAGGAUAUCACAGUAGUAAAAGGAUUGCCUGAAAGUGGAGGUUUUGAAGUAGAAAACGAAAUGUCAGCAGAAUGUAUACCAGUUGAAGAGAAUAGAAAUCAGGCAAUGUCAGAGCCAUUGCGUACGCGUAACAGAAAUAUUGCAAAUCACAACAACGGGGUGCAAGAAAAUGAUUCUGACAUGUCAUUUGAAGAUUUGAUGGAGGACAUUGAUAAAGAACUAGCAUGUACAACGUCUUUAUGAAUGAAUUCGAUUUUUAGUUUUAUAUAGACAGACAGGAAAGAUAGUUUGUAUAUAGUCAAAAUAAUAGCAUAAUCGAAUAAUUCUAAAUCAGGUGAAAUACGUAUUUUUGUGUCACUGUACACGUUUUGAAAUGCCUUACAAAUUAAAAUCAAUUAGAAAUGAGGCAUUUCUUUAAAACAAAUAACCUGUACGAUAAGUAACGGUUCGUGUUACUAAUUUGUAACAAAUAUUCAUAUUUUCAUUUUUAUUAGUACGCCUCCAUUUGAUUAAAUUUAUUAUCAUCCGAUCACAGUAACAUUGUAGUCACAUUUGGUUUUUCGUUAUAGGACACUGAACAAUUCAGGAAACCGUGUCAAUAUCAUAAAUAAAUGGUUAGCUAUGAGUGUAUAAAUUCACCUCAUCCAUAUUUACAGUUGACUGGUAUCAGCCCUUCGUUCCACACAUUAACUGAGCUUCUCACUUAAGAAUCGUAUUUAAAUGUUUUCUAUACGGUAGGCACAGAAAUAAUGUAUUUUUACUAGCAAUAAUCUUUGAUAAAUGUGCUCUUGAUUUAAUUUCUUUGUGCAUUUUGAUAAACUAAAGACUUUACCCUCCAAAUUUUUAAUAUCCUACAUUUUAGCAUAUCGGAAAGUAUUUUGGGAAUAAGUUUAUUUACCGCAGCAGUUUGAACGCCAGUAAAAUGCAUAUGUAUCCAUAGAUAUUUUCGCAGAAAUUUCUGUCUCUUAAUGGUUUUUAGACAAUGAGUUGAAUAAAGAUUAUAUUGUAGGGAAAAAUAUAAUACAUUGUACUUGUAAGAUGUAAAAACAAUGAUUCGAGACUAAAUGUGCUUUUCUGGCUUUUUGAUAGUACACAUGCAUUUUGUUUUGAGUAAGCAAAUGUGAAAGCGUAUAUUAUGAAUUGUUUCUUCAAAUAAAAAAGAUGCAGAUAAAUUCUUU